AUGGCUGGACACAUCGCAGCUGGAGGGGUGGGCAAAGGUGGCGAAAGAGGAGAGGAGCCGGAUCGCUUGCAGGGUGGGCAGCAACAGUCCAUGCACGGCGCUGGCCACUGCAAGUGGUUCAAUGUGCGGAUGGGCUUCGGGUUUAUAUCCAUGACUAGUCGUGGGGGAACUCCCGUAGAUCCUGCUAUGGAUGUAUUUGUUCACCAAAGCAAACUGCACAUGGAGGGCUUCCGCAGCCUGCGGGAGGGAGAGCCACUAGAGUUCACCUUCCAGAGGUCCCCCAGGGGCCUGGAGUCUGUACGGGUCACGGGCCCCGAGGGAGGCCCCUGCUCGGGCAGUGAGUGGAGGCAGAAACCCAAGCCCCCGGCCCAACCGCAGAAAUGGAAGUCAAAGGGAGGCCGAUGCUAUAACUGUGGAGGACUAGACCACCAUGCCAAAGAGUGUGGCCUGCCGCCCCAGCCAAAGAAGUGCCACUACUGCCAAAGCGCGAUGCACAUGGUGGCCCACUGUCCUCACCGCCCCCCCGGCCCCUUAUCUCCCGGCCAGGCCGCAGCCACUCAGGGAAGGCACACUACUGUGGACCAGUACCCCACUACCUCCUCCACCACCUCCUACAGCCCCAGUCUCAGGCAUGGAAACAGGCACUCCCAGCCCUCUCAGGACAGUUCCUCCCCCCUCAGCAAGUCCUCCAGCAAGUCCUCCAGCUCUCCGGAAGACCUGGCACAGUACCUGGGGAGAUCUGGAGGGCACCACAGGUGGAAACAAUCCUGAUCCACAGCCAUCAUGGACGGAUGCCACCUCUUAGUAUUACCUCUGGUCCAAUAAAACCACCUUCCUUCAGUCUGAUCAGUCUCCUCCUCACACAGACACAUCCUUAGCUAUCUCCUGAGCAACCUCAAGCAGAUCCACAUUUCUAACCAAAUGGACAGUCAAGUAUCUAUUUUACUUCCCCAAUCCCUCCCCGACUCUCCCUCUACCAAACUGUGUAAAUCUUAGCUACCUCCUGGGCCAACUCAAUCCAUCUCACAUAGAUAGACCUAUAAUCUUAGCUACCUCCUGGGCCAACUCAAUCCAUCUCCACAUAGAUAGACCUAUAAUCUUAGCUACCUCCUGGGCCAACUCAAUCCAUCUCCCCUACCAAGCUGUACCAUGAUAGCACCAUUGGAUCCAAGGGUAAAGCUUCAGCCUCAUCUACCUCAGACUGGUAGCACAAGGAUGGUCAGUCACUCUUGUGUUUCCAUCGCUGAGUCAGAUCAAAGUCAUGGACAUCCGCUCUAUUAUCUGUUGCAAUAAGAAGACAACUGGGAAUGAGACUGACACACAAACAACCAAAGCAAUCUUUUUCUUUCUUUUUUGAUCAUUUUCCUCAUCUGAACUCUAUUGUCCCAAAGCUCAGUCUACUCAAAUUCACCAUUCACCUGGAUUCACCAUUCACGUGAUCCAACAGGAAGUAUUUCUCAGAUCUUUCUCUAUUUUGGAGAACUACACAGGGCGGUAAUGAGCCUUUGUUUUCUCUGUGCAUUUUUCAUCGGUCGCCAAAGACACCCAAACAUACCUAUUAGGCUCGGUUUGCCGGACACAGAUUAAGUCUAGUCUUAGACUAAAACGCCCUUUCAAUGGAGAAUCGUGAUAAGUCAUUGAACGUGCUUUUUAGUCCAGGACUAGACUAGAUCUGUGUCUGGGAAACUGUUUCUGACUAAACCAAUGCUAAUAUGAUAAUUUGUCUGUUCAGGGCAAUGAAGAAGUAGCAUAAAGUGCCUCCUCAUAUGGCCUCAUUCAUCCUCAUCAAUAAGAAUACUGAAUGUAAAUAUUAAGAUGUAUGUUGAAUGCAUUUAUAAGGACACAUGGUUUAUGUUUUUUUAACUUUACUCACACAACAUCAAGACCAUACAGUACUCACUCUCCCACAGGGUACGGCUACACUGACUGACUGUGAAAGGUGUCAGCGGAGCAGUCACUUCUUAAUGUGUGUUGACAAAUCAAACUUAAUCUAAUCAAAUGACCUUAGUAGGAAGUGUAAGAUGACAAAUAAUCAAUGAGGUGAAAUGUUUGCCUUCAAUCCUUUGAUUACUGUGUGACUGAAGGGCAUAAUACUGCAUGAAACAAAGCACUGGGGCCUCCCAAGUGGCUCAGCGGUCUAACCAACGCUUUGAACAAACCGACUGUGUUAUUGCGUUUUGGUACACCAGAAGUACAUUCAUUUCCAAUGGAACGCUGCGUUUGCCUUGC
This is a messenger RNA of Coregonus clupeaformis (lake whitefish), 2229 nucleotides long. Its product is annotated as protein lin-28 homolog A-like. NCBI's taxonomy places the organism in Eukaryota, Metazoa, Chordata, Actinopteri, Salmoniformes, Salmonidae. The record is from RefSeq and is a predicted model, not a curated record. The transcript is spliced from 4 exons. Gene Ontology annotation, molecular function: zinc ion binding; nucleic acid binding. Bases 1 to 771 code for a protein of 256 amino acids.